GCCAGACUGCUUUUCAACUCAUCAUCCUAGAAGGAAACAUUUGACGGAGGCGACAAUGAGUCUUGACUGGUAUACUGACAACAGCAAAUCAGUGUUUAAAGAAGUGGACCUCCACAGUGAGACCAACAACAAUGAGCACCACACCAGGGAAAUCUCAGGGAAGGAGCUGAUUGUGAGGCGAGGCCAGUCCUUCAAACUAACCCUCAAGCUGAGCCAACCUUUCAACCCUGGCUUUGAUCAGCUAACAAUGACUGUGGAGACAGGAUAUUAUCCAUCAGAGGACCUGGGGACAAAGUCUCGCUUUGGUUUCCCAGCCAAAGUGCUACAUUCAGCUUCUGCUAAGACCGUGUGGAAGGCAGAGCUUCACAAAAGCUCUUCUCCUGAAACAGGACUCUUGAUCCUGACCAUAACACCCCCAGCUGACACUCCUGUUGGGGAAUACAAACUUUCCGGCAAACUCAAGGACAAGGAAGAGAAGCUAGCAAACCUUUAUGUUCUUUUCAACCCGUGGAGUCCUGAUGACUGGGUGUUUCUGCCCAAGGACGAAGAGAGACAAGAGUAUGUGAUGAAUGAACAGGGAAUAAUCUACAGAGGAGGUGGUAAUUACAUCUCUCCAAUGUUUUGGGACUUUGGACAGUUUGAACAGGACAUGGUGAAGAUCUGCAUGAAGGUCCUUGAUCGCAACAUCAAGCACUGGUUUAAUCCAUCUGAGGAUGCUUCCGCUCGUUGUAACCCCAUCUACGUCAGUCGAGUGAUCAGCGCCGUGAUUAACAGCUCCGAUGAAAAUGGAGUUGUGAUGGGAAACUGGGGGAAUGACUUCAGUGGUGGCGUCCCGCCCACCCACUGGAGCGGCAGCUAUGCCAUCCUGAAACAGUGGUAUGACUCUUUCUACCGCCCAGUCAGAUACGGCCAGUGCUGGGUGUUUGCCGGCGUCAUGUGUUCUGUGAUGCGCCUGCUGGGUAUUCCCUGUCGCGUCGUCACCAACUUCCAGUCUGCUCACGACACCAACAAGAACCUGACCAUCGACAACUACUUUGAUUAUGAAGGAUUUAAAGAGAAGGACUCCAGUGACAGCAUCUGGAACUUCCACGUCUGGGUUGAGGGGUGGAUGAAACGACCAGACCUGUCAAAAGAUGGGAAAUACGAUGGCUGGCAGGUUGUGGAUCCAACACCACAGGAGAGGAGUGAUGGUCUUUUCUGCUGUGGCCCGGCCUCGUUGACGGCCAUCCUGAAUGGGGAUACUGAUCUUAAAUACGACGUCCCGUUUGUCUUCGCGGAGGUCAACGCUGACUCUGUUUACUGGCUGGUGAAACCUGAUGGAACCAAGUUGAAAAUCUUUUCUGACACCGACACAGUUGGGCAGUACAUCUCCACCAAGUCGGUCGGCUCAUACAAAAGGAUGGACCUCACCGACGCCUACAAGCACAAAGAAGGGACCGCAAAGGAAAGAAAUGUCUUUAGAUACGCCCUCGACAAACUGCAAAAUGGAACAACGGCGCUCCGAGACGUUCCUCGGACUGCUGAGAUGGCCAUGGAUAGUGCAAGGGAGGUCGCCAAUGAGCCUACAUACGAAUCACCAUCAAUCCUUCCUUCACAGCCGCAGCUGCUCAUCCGAUUUGAAGACUCAGUCAAGCCAGAGAACGGUAAGGAUGUGAAGCUGAAGGUGAUUCUGAGCAGCGAUAGCAGCGUCACCAGAACGUUUUCCGUCAACAUCAGCGUCCAAGCCAUGAAGUACACCGGCCAACCCGCCGGCAACAUCCUGACUGAGGUGACCGAGCAGAAGCUGCUGCCUGGGAAAGAUCUGACCAUCCCAGUUCUGGUCCCAUUCUCAACCUACCAUAAAUACAUGAUACACAGGAGGACCAUGAGCGUAUCAGCGGUUAUCACUGACCUACAGAAUGAAGAUAACAUUUACAUGGCAGCAAACAGAAUUGUGCUCGCAAACCCUCCGAUCUCCAUCACUGUUUCCGGUGAAAGCAGGCUGAACCAGGAGAUGACUGCUGAAGUGGCCUUCAUGAAUCCUGUCAAUGAGACGCUGAGGAAUUGCACCCUGAGUCUUUCCGGAAGCGGACUUUUUAUUGGAGAAGAGAUAAUAAAUCUUCCAAAUCUGCUGCCAAGCAACAAAGUGCGUGUUAAAAUCACCCUCGUUCCCUACAAGAUGGGAGAACGGGCUCUGCUGGUCAACUUCAACUGUGCGUCCUUCAGAGACAUCAAGACCAGCUGCACUGUCAACAUCAAACCUUGAUUUUCUCACGUUGUCUUAUCGCUAAGGCAAGAAGUUUGAUGCCAAUAUUGAAGUUUAUAUAUA
This is a messenger RNA of Fundulus heteroclitus (mummichog), 2308 nucleotides long. Its product is annotated as protein-glutamine gamma-glutamyltransferase E. Lineage: Eukaryota; Metazoa; Chordata; Actinopteri; Cyprinodontiformes; Fundulidae. Bases 56 to 2245 code for a protein of 729 amino acids. Gene Ontology annotation, molecular function: protein-glutamine gamma-glutamyltransferase activity. The transcript is spliced from 15 exons. The record is from RefSeq and is a predicted model, not a curated record. Gene Ontology annotation, biological process: peptide cross-linking.